This is a messenger RNA of Syngnathus acus (greater pipefish), 3245 nucleotides long. It is a transcript of the gene akt2, whose product is annotated as v-akt murine thymoma viral oncogene homolog 2. The record is from RefSeq and is a predicted model, not a curated record. Gene Ontology annotation, biological process: protein phosphorylation. Lineage: Eukaryota; Metazoa; Chordata; Actinopteri; Syngnathiformes; Syngnathidae. The transcript has 14 exons. The coding region runs from base 549 to 2000 and encodes 483 amino acids. Gene Ontology annotation, molecular function: protein serine/threonine kinase activity; ATP binding.
CAUGCCUGCUCGCUCACUUGCCUGGCUGGGAGGGGACGGAGCGGAGGCAGGAGACACGCUCGCCUAAACCAACAGAGACGCGGUUUAACAUGUCCACGAGUUGAAUAUUAUUUAUAGCCGUCUUUUUACGCUCUCUAGUCCACCAAAUCGCCCCUCUCUCGCUCUCGCUUUCUCUCUCUCCCUCUCUCUCUCUCUCUCUCUCUCUCCCUCUCUCUCGCUCUCUCUCUCACACUGGCUCGCUUAGGUUACAAACCGAGCACGCCGCCGCCGCGCUGUUAUUGUGAGGAGAAAAACAAGCUAGUCGGCUAAGCUUGUGUGAUCAUUGACAGAGUUCAAUACACACAAGCAGAGAGUGAUAAACGGCGGAGGGCGGUUUGCACAGCCCUACUCGCGGAACUCUUGGAGAAGUGGGAAUAUUUCUUAGCGGAGGCUUUUUGGACAAGUGUCGAAUCUGUGUCACUGUCACUUUCUGGAGCGGUUAGAGUUUAAACAGUUUGCACCAGCUGGUCUGCCGCCCCCUCCCAACCCAGACAGUCUUCUGCCCCAGCAUGAAUGAAGUCAGCGUUGUGAGAGAGGGAUGGCUCCACAAGAGAGGUGAGUACAUUAAAACUUGGAGGCCUCGUUAUUUCAUCCUAAAGAGCGACGGCUCCUUCAUCGGCUACAAAGAGAAGCCCGAAGUAUCCAGCGAUCACAGCCUGCCACCUCUCAACAACUUCUCCGUUGCAGAAUGCCAGCUGAUGAAGACAGAGCGGCCCAGGCCCAAUACGUUUGUUAUCCGCUGCCUCCAGUGGACUUCAGUCAUUGAGCGCACCUUCCAUGUAGACAGCAACGAGGAGAGGGAAGAAUGGAUGCGAUCGAUCCAGGCUGUGGCAAACAGCUUGAAGAGUCAGCAGCAGGACGAAGAGCCCAUGGAGAUCAAAUUUGGCUCACCGAGUGAUAGCAGUGGCGCAGAGGAGAUGGAGAUUGCCGUGUCCAAAUCUCGCUCAAAAGUGCAGACCAUGAGUGAUUUCGACUACCUUAAGCUACUGGGCAAGGGGACGUUUGGCAAAGUGAUCCUGGUGAAGGAAAAGGCUACGGGCAUGUACUACGCCAUGAAAAUCCUCCGCAAAGAAGUCAUCAUCGCUAAAGACGAGGUAGCGCACACGGUGACAGAGAGCAGAGUCCUCCAAAAUACACGACAUCCCUUUCUCACAACACUAAAAUAUGCUUUUCAAACAAACGAUCGUCUAUGCUUUGUGAUGGAGUAUGCAAAUGGAGGAGAACUCUUCUUUCACUUAUCCCGGGACCGAGUGUUCACAGAAGACAGGGCCCGAUUCUAUGGUGCAGAAAUAGUAUCGGCACUGGAGUACCUACACUCAUGCAAUGUCGUUUACAGGGAUUUAAAGCUGGAAAAUCUCAUGUUGGAUAAGGAUGGCCACAUAAAAAUAACAGAUUUUGGCCUGUGCAAAGAGGGCAUCACAGAUGGCGCCACCAUGAAAACCUUCUGUGGGACUCCUGAGUACCUGGCACCUGAGGUACUAGAGGACAACGACUACGGUCGCGCUGUGGACUGGUGGGGACUGGGUGUGGUCAUGUACGAAAUGAUGUGUGGUCGCUUGCCCUUCUACAACCAGGACCAUGAGCGACUCUUUGAACUCAUCCUCAUGGAGGAGAUCCGCUUCCCCAAAAACCUGGCUCCUGAAGCUAAGGCGCUGCUGGCCGGCCUGCUCAAAAAGGAUCCCAAGCAGAGGCUUGGGGGAGGACCUGAUGAUGCCAAAGAAGUGAUGACACACAAGUUCUUCACCUCCAUCAACUGGCAGGAUGUCUUAGAGAAAAAGCUCGUCCCACCUUUCAAGCCCCAGGUCACCUCAGAGACAGACACGAGAUACUUUGACGACGAGUUCACAGCACAAACUAUCACAAUAACCCCACCAGACAAGUAUGACACUUUAGACCCAGAGGACUCGGAUCAGCGUACACACUUCCCCCAGUUCUCCUACUCUGCCAGCAUACGGGAAUAGUGGCUCAGACCUUUGACCAAGCAGGCAGCAGGCAGGCUAACACACGACCCAAAUCUCACGUUCACACUUGCACUGCUGAGGACAAAUCGAAUGACACACAUACGCACACUGGCACAAGACACAUUUUCAUCCGGUCACUCACCUCCACUCACCCAACAUGCAUACAGACACAAAUGCACUCACAAACCAGCAGAGAAUCAUGUACACAGUGAACACGGAGGCUCUGUGUAUUUGCGAGUGAUGGACCUCAUUGGGGUUAGAUGUGGACAGAUGGGCAGCUUUGUCUCCAAACAGCCUCUCAGGGGGACCCCUGCUGCACUACACUGGGCACACUUUGAAACCAGGUUAUGCCAGCAAGUACCAGCUCGUUACCAGCCGUAAGACACACAGCCCUGACUCGUAGACUGCAUCUUGUGUAGACACCUUAUAUUGACACCAUUUUUAAAAUCAGAGGAAUGGGAGCGAGAUUAGGUGGUAAUUGACCAAUUUUAACUUCAUCAAUUGAACGGGAGAGAAAUUAGGUGAUAAUUGACCAAUUUUAACUUAGAGUGUUACAGUUUUAAAGAUAAAGCCAUAUUUCUGCUAUUUUUUUAAUAAGUGCUCUUUCUGGAACUUGCUGUUACAAAUCAAUUGAGUGUGUGAGUGUGAGAGAAGAUGGGGGUAAGGUUGCCAUUUCUGUGGAUGCACUGCAUGUGUGUCACGUCCGAAUGAAUGUGUGAGAGAACCUACGAACAAUUUUAUUUUGCAACCAUCCUGUUUGUCUGAUUUCAUGGAUGCUGGAACACGGGCAAGCAAGGACACUACACAGUGAUGGCUUACUUAAGGGAACAAAUGUUAUUUAUGGAAAGAAAAAAAAAAAAAAGCAAGCGGCUGAGUGCUAAAUUGACGCUUUGACUUCUCUUGCAUGGCUUUUUAAAUUGUAUUGCUUAAAAAAUGGUGAGACACUCGAAGGGCCCAUGUAGCUUGUGUGUCACAAUCACUCAGUAACAUGAACAAGUUGAAGGCCACUUGCCCGGUGUGUUAAGAGAGACAACUUGACCUCAGCCAUUCACCACCAUCAGUCCAGUCAUCUUCACUGCCAGGCUUCAUUCAGUUUUCUCCCAUUUUUUUUUUUUCUUCAUAAUUUCAGCGCAAGUUAUUUUUAUUUUAAUGAUUUUAAACAAGCCAUUUGAAUGUUUUCAUGUUUAAAAGCAAGAAGUGUUAAUAUUUAUAAUGCCCCCACCUCAAAACAAAAAAACACACACA